Messenger RNA from Spodoptera exigua (beet armyworm), 3342 nucleotides. NCBI's taxonomy places the organism in Eukaryota, Metazoa, Arthropoda, Insecta, Lepidoptera, Noctuidae. The record is from the annotation of a GenBank genome assembly.
GCAGUUCAACAACCAUCUGUCAAAGUUUGUUGCGGAUUGCGUUACCGUGGUAACGAAGUUUAACAACAAAAAUGUAAGAAUUUUAUAUUCUCGUUUAAUGGUAUAAGUACAAACAAUUGCGGUGUUAUCUUUAUUUGCUAUUAAUGAUUUCUCAUGGCAGAAUUGCAUAUAUUAGGGCAACUACAGUGUGCAUCAAAUUUUCAAGAUAAUUCUUUAUUUUGUCGAUACUCAUUUCAAGCCGGUCCAAACUGGACAGUAGUUUCAGGGUGCCCCGAGGGGCAGACGGUGACAGGUAAACUAGAUCACGACAAAACGGUCGUCUGGUCACAUCCUCUUGAUAUUCACUACGUAACUAAAGGGGUGCAAGGUUGGCCGAAAUUAUUAGUCCAAGUGAGCUGUCUCGAUUCUAUUGGACGAUCCUGGAUAGUAGGCUAUGGUUGCUGCAGUUUGCCAGCCGUUCCUGGGCAUCAUACCAUCCAAGUAAACUGUUGGGUGCCAGCAACAACUUCAGUAACUGAUAGAAUCCGACAAUAUUUUUUAGGAGGGUCUCACCAGCUUGUUCAAAGUGAUAUAGUUAAUUUAGGAUUAAACAGGUUUAAGUUAAAAACUCAAUCAAAAGGGUCAGUUCAGUUGCAAGUGACCUUACUACUUAGGAACUUUAGUCAGUUUGGUGUAGAAUAUAAGUGAAAAAUGAAAGUCAUUACCUAUCUGGCCUUUACAUUUUUGUCAAUACUCAUCCAGUUUUGUGUUAUGGAUUAUAUUCAAGAGAAAAUUCAGACUGAAGAACUAUUGAAUCUCAGUGUAACUACGCAGAAACAAAUCUUAAAUGAUUUAUUAAAGAAUAUCAGCAACAAACCUCAUGCUCUAUACUACAGGACUCUCACAAGUAAAUCACUGAAAAAAGUCUCUCCAUCAAAGCUGUAUAAUAACUCCACCAUGCCAGAUGUGUCUAUAGGAACAACAGAUGGAUCUACAACUGUAUUUGAUGUUUUGUAUGAUGAAAAUACUUCUGAUAUAGAAGUAGCUACUUCAACCACUGAAAUGUACUACACAAGCACUGAAUUUGACAAUAUUACAGAAAUAACAUUCUUUGAAACCAAAAAUAAGUCAUCUAGUGUACCUAGUCACAAACCAAAGUUUAGUCAUAAUAUGCCUUGCGAAUGCAACUUAUUGUAUAAAGUGUGUGAUAUAAAUUGCUGUUGUGAUGAAGAUUGUUCUGAUACUCAUUAUAAACUGUUUCAAUGCCAAGAGCCCAGCAAGGGAGAUCGAAAAUCGGUAGAUGGGUGUGUGACUCAUUUAUUGGAUGAGCAGAAGUAUGGAGGCAGUAUGCUUGACGAUUUGUUUUGUAUUGUCAAGACCAAUUUACCAAGUAAAAGGAACAUUAAAAAGUUUGAUGAAGCUCCAGGUGUUUAUUACAAAUGGGAAAGCUCGUAUAAGAAACAUCAUUUAUAUGAAUUUAAAAAAGCCUUGUACAAGCGGGGUGAUCCCAUAUGGAUAUUGAAAAAUGGAAUAAUUUAUUAUUUAGAUUUCCCAGCAUCAAUGAUGAAUAGUUACUGUACGGAUAGAGUGCCUAUAACAUUCCUUAAAGAGGAGAAAAUGACAUGUAAUGUUAAGCUUACAGAUUUAGAAAUGUUUAAUAUUUUAAAAACUUCAGAAGAAGCUAUGGUUAUUAGUGCUACUAACAACACAAUUAAUAGUACUACUUUGAAUUGCACAACUCUCCAUUGUAUCAAUUGGACCAUCCUUAUGUGUGAAAAUGGAUUCUGUAAGAAUUACAAUAAAACUCAAAAUGAGGCAUCCUGCACAGAAGAAGUUUGUACCAACAUUGCUUUGAAAGUUGAAUACGAAUUCUAUUAUUACGAUUUUAAGAUUAUGAAUGCGACUAUAAAAUUACACGUUCAAAAUAUUUCGAAUGCUUUGCCAUUAAUGAUGCAAGAAGUCAGAGUACAUUUUUAUAUGGCAAAAGGGUCUAUAGAACACGUAAUAGAGUUAAGUGGCAAUCUAGGAUACAUCAAUGGCCUUCCGGUAAUUGCAUCAUAUGCUGGUAAUAAUUACACCGAACACUUUUUUAAUAAUACUUCGGAAAUAAGAAGCCUUAUUUUACCAGAGAACAGAAAUGGACUGUGUGUUCGAACAAAUACAUCAAAUAAUUUUGCAAAAUUUGGGGUGAACAAAAGGACCAAGUGUCGCUAUACUUAUUCACCUAAGAACAAAACAAAACAAAAAUUAUGCAACAAUAUACAAGCGGAUAUUUAUAAACUGCUGAGAUUAAACAAUAAUAUAUCGAUAUCCCCAUUCGGGAACCCACAAGAUAUCACUGAUGACAAAUGGUUACAUUUGGAAUUAGACAAACAUAACUUGGAACCUGUUUAUGGAGAUUAUAAUGAAAACACUUUUAAACUUUACUGUUAUAAUUUAAUUAACAGACUCUCUAUCACCUUCAUGUACGCUAAGGUUGACGAAAACAGUCACACAGAACAGAACAAAAUUGUUUCGGCUAAGUACGAAGCCACUAUGGAUAAUUUAACUUUUAGUAGUGAAGACAUUUCAUUCGUUAUUACUAUUGAUAUUAAUUUCGUGGAUCUAUCUAAGCCAAGUGAUAUUGAAUAUGCUGGAGGUCCACAUAUAAAUAUUCAUCUACCCAAAGAUUUUUUCUUCCCCUUCCCCCAAAAUAGCUGUACUCCCCUGGUCAACACAUGCUUUGUAACAAUAUGCUGUUAUGUUAUGUUAUUUUUUGCAAAUAAAAUAACUCUUGGAUAAUAACUAAUAAUUUUUAUUUUGAAAUAAUUUAAAUACUUUUGUUACUUCUAUCACUUCUAACUUGGCAUCCCCUUCAAGGACUUAACGAUCUUGAGUUUGUGGUGGCCUGAAAAUAAAACCCAUUUUAGGUUCAAUUAGACCACGUUAACCCAAACUUGCUAGAUAAGAAGUAGCGAUAUUCAAGAGGCAAAUGAGAAUUUAAUAAAACAUAGUGUUAUAAAGGAAGUUUUUAAUAUAGCCGCAUCAAGUAAACGAGGUAAACUAUAAUAGUACAUGACGUUAGGGUACUAGAGCUAUAUUGGUAUUUACAAUAUUUUUACAUAAUUAAUCUUCACAGAGUAGUCUAAUAAAAUAUAAUGAAAAGCAAAGGAGACAGUAAAUAUAAACUGAAGCUGCUUUUACACAAUCGAUCGGAGCAAUGUGGAGAUGUCGCUACAAACCUAUGCGACGUAAGUGUAGACUUUGCGGUCGUCAGGCGUGCGAGCGAGGUACUCUCGUUCAAUGAGCCCUUCGAUGCGUUUCUUGAUGACCACUGGCGACGGUAGGAAACGUGCACGUAAUUGUUCUGUUACUUCGGCGACC